AUGGUUCAACUCAAGUCCAAGGCAGAUUAUGUGACCCUUGAUCCAAACUUCAAACCGCUCCCUAAGAACGGACAUCUCUCCACGAUUGACCCUGAGUUUGCCAAGGUGAAGGAUGCAACAGACGCCGCAGUCGCGCCCAUGUGGGAGCCCGGCUUGGACAUGGACGCUUUCAAGGCCGCAUGGAUGGCUCCGCCCCCGGCACCCGAGGGUUGCCCUUUGGAGGGUGUCGAUGUGAUGACCGAGAUGCGCACGAUCCCCGUGCGGGAUGGCACACAGAUCGGAGUCAAGAUGUACAAAAGCAAAAGACCGACGACUGACCGCGCGACCCUGGCGGUUCGGUUUCACGGAGGCGGAUGGGCGGUUGGAGGACACUCGACCGAGGAGCCUGAGAGCUUGCUCAUGGCGGGACUGGGAAACGUGGUUGUCGUGAGCGUGGAUUACCGGAUGGCGCCCGAGUUCAAGUUCCCCUAUGCCAUCGAGGACAGCUGGGAUGCGGCAAAAUGGGCCAAGAAGAACGCUGUCUCUCUCGGCGCUGACCCCGAGAACAUCAUCUUCAUCGGCGGCUCUGCAGGGGGCGGUAUCGCCGCCGUCAUUGCUCAAAAGGCCCGCGAUGCUGGCAUGACCGGUGUGCGGGGACAAAUCCUCAACUUCCCCGUCACCUGCCACCCCAAGUUCUUCCCGGCGGACAAGUACGAGUACGGGAGCUACCAGCAGAACUAUGACGCAUCCGUCGUCUGCGCGCGCCGCAUGGAGUUCUUCCUGGACCUCUACCUGCCAGAUCCCCAGCCGCACCAAGAUCACUCGCCCUUGCUGGCGAAGACGCUCAAGGGGUUGCCUCCAGCGCUUGUUCAGGUCGCCGGUCUCGAUCCUCUGCGCGAUGAGGGCAUCGCCUACGCCGAACGCCUCCAGGCCGAGGGCGUCCCCACGGAGCUCCAGACUUACCAGGGUAUGCCGCACUGCUUCUACAUGUUCGCCGCCCACUCCAAGACGAGUGAUUACUACACGCGCGUGCUCGACUUCGUGAAGAGGGUGGGCGCGAACAAGGCUGAUGGAGCUCGUUCGGGAGAGCAAGCGCGGCUUUGA
This is a messenger RNA of Verticillium alfalfae VaMs.102, 1083 nucleotides long. RefSeq names its product esterase/lipase/thioesterase. The transcript is spliced from 3 exons. The record is from RefSeq and is a predicted model, not a curated record. Lineage: Eukaryota; Fungi; Ascomycota; Sordariomycetes; Glomerellales; Plectosphaerellaceae. Gene Ontology annotation, molecular function: hydrolase activity. Bases 1 to 1083 code for a protein of 360 amino acids.